AUGGAACAGAUCUCUGAUGCUGCCACUGGUGAUGUCAAUGAUCCUUCAACUCAGGUACUGGAUAAAAUGGACCCCAACUCUGCAGAAGACUGUGAUGAAGAAAACACAGGAGAUAAGGCUAAACAACGAGUGAAGAAAAAGAAUUACCGAAGAUACCCUAAACCGCCUUAUACCUAUCUUGCUCUCAUAACCAUCGCAAUCCUUAACUCUCCAGAAAAGAGACUGAAGUUAUCCCAGAUUCUCCAUGAAAUCAGUGUCAUGUUUCCAUUUUUCAAAGGACAUUACAAAGGCUGGAAAGAUUCUGUCAGGCACAACUUGUCUCUAAAUGAUUGUUUUAUCAAAGUUUUGAAUGAUCCUAAAAGGCCACAAGGAAAAGGAAACUACUGGACAGUUGAUGUUACCCGCAUUCCACCUGAAGCAUUAAAAAGACAAAACACCUCUGUCUCGAGGCAGGAUGGGAGGAGGUUUGCAGCUAACUCUACUGCGUAUAUCCAAGGUGGGAUUUCAGGUCUUUCACCUUCUGAAGAAAGCAGCAAAUCAGAACAAGUGUCAGAAACUACUUCUGCACCUGCAACUGCAUUCCCACAGCAGGGCAGCAACAGGCUAGAGAAUGCCUUUUCCAUUGAAACAUUGUGGAACAGCUUGGAAGCUUCUGCAUCUGAAAAGGAGAAGAGCUACUCUGGACCCUCUGGACACUGUACACAGAGAAAGUCCUCAAAUGAAGAUCCUACCCAGCAGAGGAGAUUAGAAUUGAACCCCUGGCAUCAUCAUCCAGUAGUGUCUGAGAGUCCUCAGUGCUCCUCCUCAUUCUCUUCCCCACCAAGUGCCAAUCGCAAUGUCCAGUUUCACUCACCCCUAAGCACUUCAACUUCCAGUCCUUCCUCCAUUGAGGAUGACACCAAUAUUUCCCAACGAGAAUCCCCAAGUAGACAAGAGUCAAAACGCCCGAGAUUAUCUGUGGAGUAUGGUACAUCUACUCCUAUUUCCAUCUGGGACAAUAAUUGCUCCAGCUAUCCAGAGCCAGAACUUCCAGUAAGACCCUACAUGCACUGGGAGUUACCAACUUCCUACACUAAAUAUCCCCCUCCAAAUGUAACACUGCCACCCAGCAUGAGUUUGCCAUAUUCUACAUUCUUUCAGUAUAACAACCCAUCAAGUUUGUUGUUCUAUCCAUACAGACCAACACAGUUCAUGGGCAGGCCCAAUUGGCCCUUUCUGCCUGAUCCAUGUCCUCUGCCAUCUUUACGACCAUCAUCUGUACUGGAUUUGGACAGAAUGUUGCAGGUUGUCCCACCAAAUAAAAGUGUCUUUGAUGCCAUGUUCUGUCCUUCUGGUGUCAUUGGCACUGGAGUGCCACCUGCUGCCACCAGUGUAUUGAGGGCUCGAUACAUGCCAUUUGAUUACUGA
This is a messenger RNA of Pristis pectinata (smalltooth sawfish), 1407 nucleotides long. It is a transcript of the gene foxh1, whose product is annotated as forkhead box H1. The coding region runs from base 1 to 1407 and encodes 468 amino acids. The transcript has 3 exons. NCBI's taxonomy places the organism in Eukaryota, Metazoa, Chordata, Chondrichthyes, Rhinopristiformes, Pristidae. Gene Ontology annotation, biological process: regulation of DNA-templated transcription. The record is from RefSeq and is a predicted model, not a curated record. Gene Ontology annotation, molecular function: sequence-specific DNA binding; DNA-binding transcription factor activity.